Messenger RNA from Suillus fuscotomentosus, 1282 nucleotides. RefSeq lists its product as uncharacterized. The coding region runs from base 298 to 930 and encodes 210 amino acids. The record is from RefSeq and is a predicted model, not a curated record. The transcript is spliced from 6 exons. NCBI's taxonomy places the organism in Eukaryota, Fungi, Basidiomycota, Agaricomycetes, Boletales, Suillaceae.
UGGGGACUUCAAUAUUGAUCAUGUACAGAACAGCAAAUCAUCCCUUGCUGGGCACACUGAUGGCAGCUACCAAUCAGCCCCGCCACCGUAUACUACCUCUGCCACCUCAGAGACGCCUGUCUCUGAAAAUGACGCUCAAGGUAUUCGGUUCCCUCCAAAGUCCACAUCAAUUUUAAUUUGCAAUCUCACACAGCUUCUCGAGCAGCAGCCCGAGUGGCGUAUCUCCGCCAACCUCUGCGUCAGGAAUCAUUGGAAGACGCACUCGAGACACUGCGCCAAUAUGACACAAUUAUCAUCAUGGACGAUUCCUCGUCGAUGGCUGGUUCGCUAUGGAAGGAGGCAAAACAGGCCCUUGCCACACUUGCUGGUGUCGCGAGCCAAUAUGAUGCCAAUGGCGUCGACAUCCACUUUUUGAACCAUUACGAAAGCAUAACGGGAGUUACAGACUCCAAAGCUGUCCACGAACAAUUCACCAACCUCCAGCCUCGCGGCCCUACCCCUAUUGGACAUCGCCUCGACAUAAUCCUCGGCGAUUAUUUCCGUGACCUGGAUGCUGCCAAAAGACAGGAGGAUGCUGGUGACUAUUUUGCGCGCAAGCAAAUUAAGCCCGUGAACGUGAUCAUCAUCACUGAUGGGGCACCAACGGAUGAUCCCGAGAGUGUAAUAGUCUCUUUUGCUAAGCGACUCGACGCCGAUAAGUGGCCACUUGCACAAGUUGGAAUACAGUUCGUUCAGAUAGGGAAUUCAAGACGCGCAACCCAGUUCCUCGUAGAAUUGGAUGAUAACUUGAAGCAGACACAUCAUAUACGAGACAUCGUGGACACAACACCCUAUAUCGGUCAACUGAAUGCUGAAAUGCUCAUCAAAAUUCUCCUAGGUGGCAUCAAUCGCCGCGUGGAUACCAAGGGUGGUGCUGCGGUCAUGUAUUAGGAAAUAAAUUUGGAAUUACAACGUGGCGAGACACUUAUCAUCACGAAAUUCCCCAGUUCUACCUGCCAACAAUACUACCAGCGCGAAGAGACACAGACUAGAACAAAUAUUCGGAGAUGUUACACCACUCGCACACGACGACGGAGAUUGAACGACACAUACCCUGCAUCCUAUCGCCUUUAGCUCCUGUCUGCACCAGUGAGCGGACAACACAUGACUCAUGACAUAUACUUGCAUAUUUUGUCUACCGUAGGGCAUGGCACCAACGGCUGUAGAAAAUACUGUAUUAUUCAUGUACACUAUGAGCCUCAUGACGAGUAUUGAAUAUCGAAUUACGAAUCCCAAUCUUCCA